AUAGAGGUCUCCAAUAGCAUUGUCAGCAAUGUGCCGACCUUACCUGAUCCCAUUUGUUUGGGCUCUUCGACAUUGCACAUUUAUAUUAAAAAUUUCUAAUCUACUUGUGUCAGAAGUAUGAUAAACGAAAGCUUUUGUCAAAAUAAUGACAGGUUAGAAGCACAGUAUGAUUCCAUUUGUUUACAAGAAAUUUCUGAGUGCAGUUAAAUCCAAGAGAAAUCCUACUGUGCAAAGUGUAACUCGGAAUAUAUUUUAACUUUACAUUAAAAUCAAAUUUUUAACAGUGUUCCACCAUCAAAUUAUGGUACUAUUUACACCUACACAUAAAUAAAAUCUUUACACGUAAAUAAAAAUGUAAAUGACUAUAAAUAAAUAAAGACAUCCAAUGCCCCUAUUUCGGAAGAGUAAAGAGGGUUGUUGGAGUAACCUGUGCCACUUUUAGGUGUGUGUGAGUGUGUGUAUGUAUCAGGUUGCUAUCAUGUAUUAUGCAUUUAUUUUACAUAGUUGCCUAUGUCACAAAGGCAAAUUCUUCUACAGAAGGUUUAAGAUGGUUAUUGGAGUAACCUGUGACACUUUUAGAUCUGUGUGUAUUUGUGUAUCAGGUUGCUAUGUAUUAUGCAAUUAUUUUACAUAGCAGCCUAUGUCACAAAGGUAAAUUCUUCUUCUCAAAAGCAAGACUUUGGAAGACUGAAAUAUGCUCAUAAGAUCUGUGUAUAUUGUUUAUUUGAUUAUUUUGUCUGUGUUGAUUUAGUGCACUGCAGUACUUUCUCUAUUAUCAAAAAUGUUAUUAUUUAAACGGUUACAGUCCAGCAAAAAAAGCACAGUCCAAUGCUUUUCCCCCCUCGCGUUUUCAUGUACUGCAAGUAAGCUAUUUUAGUCGAACGAGGGCGCUCACUCAGGGGAGAUGUGCUGACUUGCGCUCGAGUGUAGGCUGUAUUUCCCUCAUCCAGCACACCCGAGGACAUUACAUUCAUUACCUCUAAGAUCCAGUGAACUAAAUCAGCUGUCAUACGUUUACUAUCGAAUAAACCGGACCGACGAGCACUGAAGCCGUAUAAUACUUUAUUGGUGCGCCUAGACUUCUGCAGCGUCAAGGAAAUUCAAGUGGCUCGAAAGAGAAUAAUAACCAUGUCACUGUAUCCAUCUCUAGAAGACAUGAAGGUGGAUAAGUUCAUGAAGGCACAGAACACCCCUCCUGCGAGCCCAUUAAAGGCUUUACCUCUUCCAGAAACUGAGCCUUACUUUGAUCCAAAAUCAGAAGAGCUAGCUACUUCUAGCAGGUUGUACCCUGGGCUGAAUGAGUUUAUGGGUCUAAAUCUCAGUGCAGAAGCUCAACAAAGUCUUUCCUCUGCAGUUCCUGAUGAGACCAGUGGGGUUCUUAGUGUCUGCACACAUGGAAUGAGCUGGGUGGCAGCCCCCAUAACAGGAAGUGACCUGGGGGUGAAGCGGGCAGAGAUUCGACAGGGUGUUCGGGAGGUGGUGCUGUGCAAAGACAUGGAUGGGAAGAUUGGACUCCGCCUCAAAGUCAUAGAUAAUGGCGUGUUUGUGCAGUUAGUGCAGGCUAACACUCCUGCAGCACUGGCAGGGCUGCGUUUUGGUGAUCAGAUUCUGCAGAUCAAUGGCAUAUCAUGUGCAGGCUGGAGUAGUGAUAAUGCACAUAAGGAGCUCAAGAAUGCCAAUCCAGAGAAGAUCACUUUGGCUGUGCGAGACAGGCCAUUGGAGCGAACUGUCACUCUUCACAAGGACAUGAAUGGCCAGCUCGGCUUUCUUUUUAAAAAGGGUCGAAUCACCUCAAUAGUAAAAGACAGCUCAGCUGCACGUAACGGCCUCCUUACUGAUCAUCAGAUCUGUGAGAUCAAUGGUCAGAAUAUAAUCGGACUAAAGGACUCCCAAAUCACAGACAUCCUUAAUUCCAGUGGAGGAGUUGUCACAGUAACUGUGAUGCCAGUGGUCAUCUUUGAACACAUGAUGAAAAGGAUGUCCAGCAGUAUUGUAAAGUCACUAAUGGACCAUUCUAUUCCUGAGGUGUGAGAUCGUUUGGAUCAAACUGUACAGCUGAGGAUGAUUUGGCCACAGUUUUUGGAGAGCUCACAUUUUGUUUGGAGCACAAGUUCAGUAGUGUGUCCACAAUCAUUUGAUUUUAUGUUUGUUUAUUUAAGUUUAAGAAGUUAUUGACGGGCAAAAAAAGACAAAGGAAGGAGAACCCGAGAGUUAUUUGUUUCAGUUUUUCCUUUAAAUUAAUAGUAUACCCCAAAAACAACAAGUUACAUUUAGUUACCUUUAUGUUGUUCCAAACCAAUAUGGAUUUCUUUUUUUUUUUUAUGAACAACAUUUUUAUUCAGAUUAAUUUCACUUUCAGAAAUAAAUCACAAGUCAAGGUUCAACAGAACUAUGUACAAACAGAUGCCAUGAAGCCGUCCACUUAUACAGAGAAAGAGGAAGAAAAAUAAAAGUACUAAAAAAUCAGUGAAACCAAUAUGGCUUUCUGACAUAUCACACAAGAGAAAAUGUUAGGCCAUAUGCAAAAUGUUCACACUGCUCUUUUUCUUUCACUGAAAGUGGGGUUUGAUGCUUUUGAACCUAAAAAGUACAGCAAACCAUGAACCAACUUACUGUGCUAUAUUCUAACUCAUAUGAAGGUAAAAAUAGUGUGGAACACAUUAGAGUAUAAUUCAUUAACUGAUAAAAUUCACUAAUCCUCUCCUGCCAUAGCUGUCAAAUGCCAUUCUUACUUUUGCAUAUUAAAACUGGUUCAUCACGAUCAAUCAUAACACGAGCAACAACCAAUGCAGAUUUGCGUCUUCACACUUCAUAAUCAUAUAAACAUGAAUGCAAAUAGGGAGCUGCAGUGGAGAAGAUUUUCAGCAAGUAACAACUUAAACUUCAGUAUGUUUUCUUAUUUAAAGCUAUAUAUAUCUUCAGAAGACUUACAGCACAUAAGUCAUAUGGUUUAGUUUUAUGACAUAUUAUUCAUAGUGCUCUUUUAAAUUGAAGUACUCUGUCCCCAUUCAUGUCCUCAUUUUAGUGUGAAUAUUCUGCUUAGCAUCCACUUGGGCUAAGAAUAAGGUUUGGAACAACAUAAAAAUGAGUAAAUGUUGACAAAUUUUCAUUGUUGGGUGAUGCUUUUAAUUCAUCUCCUUCAUCUUUAGAUAUUUUUGUUAAGCUUAAAGCUAAAUUCAAUUACUUGCAACAUAUAUCUCACAAAAAGCAUUCUGAAUUAUCGUCAACAUGCAUUACAGAAUGCUGAUGCUGUAAAUCAGCCAUAAUAAAUAAUGCUUUUAAAAUUGCUUUCUAAAAGCCAUUAAAAAAAAAAACUAUGCA
Molecule: messenger RNA, 3321 nt
Organism: Carassius auratus (goldfish)
Lineage: Eukaryota; Metazoa; Chordata; Actinopteri; Cypriniformes; Cyprinidae
Gene: sdcbp
Product: syndecan binding protein (syntenin)
Exons: 9
Coding region: 1129-2031 (300 amino acids)
Cellular component (GO): cytoplasm; plasma membrane
Molecular function (GO): protein binding
Source: RefSeq, a predicted model, not a curated record